Messenger RNA from Linum tenue, 4663 nucleotides. Lineage: Eukaryota; Viridiplantae; Streptophyta; Magnoliopsida; Malpighiales; Linaceae. The record is from the annotation of a GenBank genome assembly.
UUGUACUAAUUUUAAUUUGUAACAAACCAUUUUGCAAAGAAAAUACAACUCCAAUCAAACACUUCAUUAGACUAAAAUAAUUUUUAUUAUCAGUUUAAUAUUCUCUAAUCUUUCUGCAUAUUCUUCGCAUAAUAAAAUCUUUUUAGUUUUCUCCUUUACCUCCCCUUUCCGUCAGGGGAAAAAAGGUUGAAUUUUUAAGUUAGGAGCUCUCCUCAAUUCGCAGCUAAUAGCACAGAGAGAGAGAGAGAGAGAGAGAGAUUUUCAGAGCGAACGAGAGACAGAGAGAGGGUAACGCAGGUCGGUCGGGGAAGGGUAGAAUUGAGGAGCGCCGUGGUGGGAGCUGCGGAUCUUGUGUCCUGAGAUUUCCACCCCGCCGGCGAGCUUGUUUGAUCCCUCCGGAGAAUGCGUUGUUGACGGAAGCUAUCACAUUUGAGAUUCGGUUUGUUAAAGCAUCUGUAACGGACAUUUUGGUGAAGAUAUGAAAAAGGGCAUGAUAGAAUGCAGCGUAUGCCAUUCCAAACUGCUGGCAUCUCCGUCUUCCAAAACAGUUUCGAGGGCUUAUGACAGGCACAAGAGCAGGGUGUCGUCCAAGCAGAAAGCCCUCAAUGUGUUGUUGGUUGUGGGCGAUUGUAUGCUAGUUGGCUUACAGCCUAUAUUGGUGUAUAUGUCCAAGGUGGAUGGAAAAUUUGAGUUUAGCCCGAUAAGUGUCAACUUCUUGACAGAAGUUACAAAAGUCGUAUUUGCAAUCGUUAUGCUUAUUUUACAGGCUAGAAGUCAGAAAGUCGGGGAGAAGCCACUUCUAUCGAUGUCUACUUUUGUACAGGCAGCUCGUAACAAUGUCCUCCUUGCGGUUCCUGCGCUUCUCUAUGCUAUCAAUAACUAUCUGAAGUUCAUAAUGCAGCUUUAUUUUAAUCCUGCAACGGUGAAGAUGCUUAGCAAUUUAAAGGUUCUGGUCAUUGCUGUUUUGCUCAAGUUGGUAAUGAAGCGUCGCUUCUCUAUAAUUCAGUGGGAAGCCCUUGCUUUGCUGCUCAUUGGUAUUAGUGUAAAUCAGUUACGCUCAUUACCUGAAGGUACUACCGCCUUGGGCCUUCCAGUUGCUACGGGUGCUUAUAUGUACACAUUUAUCUUUGUAACAGUCCCAUCUCUGGCCUCUGUAUUUAACGAGUACGCUCUGAAGAGUCAAUAUGAUACCAGCAUAUAUCUUCAGAAUCUGUUUUUGUAUGGCUAUGGUGCUAUAUUCAAUUUUCUGGCUAUACUGGGAAUUACACUCGUUAAAGGUCCCAGUAGCAUGGAUAUCCUCCAUGGUCAUUCAAGAGCUACCAUGCUUCUAAUAUGUAACAAUGCAGCCCAAGGAAUUUUGUCCUCUUUCUUCUUCAAAUAUGCAGACACUAUUCUGAAGAAGUACUCGUCGACGGUGGCCACAAUCUUCACAGGCAUAGCAUCUGCAGCAAUGUUUGGUCACAAGUUGACAAUGAACUUUGUGUUGGGAAUUUCAAUCGUGUUCAUUUCAAUGCAUCAGUUUUUCUCUCCCCUUGCCAAAGUCAAAGAUGAACCCCAUAAUGGGGUUAUGGAACUGAAGGAAGAGGACCCCCAAAGGUCAAAGGAAUCGUUCAUAAACAUGGCAGCCGCUGCAAAUGAAGAGGUCAGCCAUUUCCCACCGCCGACGGAUACCAUCAAGAAAACGAAGAACCAAUUCCCUCCGAUGAACUCCACGGCCAACACGCUCCGCUUCUCUUCACCUCUCUGUCCCCGCUUCCACUCUCCCCACAAAUCCCCCGCCCUCACCGCCGCGUCCAGAUUCUCAUCCGUCCGAUGCUCCUUCCCCUCCCCGAGCCGCCGCCGUUCUCGCCGCUCCGGCAAGAGGAAACUACUCCAGACCUCGACUUCCACCGCCCGCCCCUCCCUCCACCUAGAUGACGACCUCGAUCGUGCCGCUUCAGCUCAGAACCUCGAAUUGGUCCUCGACCUCGACCAGCUCUCCUACCUCGCUCGUUCCAACCUCCGCCGGUUCAUCUCUUCCGGCAGGGACGCGUACGCCGACCUCAGCACCCUCGUGUCCUUCGACGAGAGCAGAAGGAUCGUCUUCUCCUGCCGGAAAUCGACCGUGCGGUUCACCGGCAUGGUUUUGCUCUGCGGAUUUGUGAUUGUUUCGGCGGUUAGGGUUUUGGUUAGCCUCGGGAUGGCGGUUAGGCGGAGUGUUGGGUUUAGGAGGGAGAAGGUUGUGGUGAGGAGAGACCGGAGUCUCGGAGGGAGAGAGGUGGUGGUUGCGACGGCGGCGGUGCCGACGGAGAGAGAUGGCGUGAGGUCGAAGAGGAAGAGGUUUGGGGUUUUGGAUAAUCCAUUGUCGUCCCUGAGUCUUGCUGUAGGGGGAAAUGAUUGGAAGAAGUACUUGGCUCGGAGGCAGGACAGGUUGCCUAAAUGGUGGCCGGCGACGGUGGUGUCGGGGAACGUAUUAUUGGAGAAUCAGGAAGAGUAUCAAAGGGAAGCCAAGAGAUUGAUUCGAGCAAUCACGGACUAUAGAACUAGCGGAAAGGAUUUUGCUAUGGACGACAUAAUUCAAUUGCGUCGAAUAUGCAGGACAUCUGGAGUGAAGGUUAGCUUUGACACAGCAAACACUCGCGACGCACUCUUCCGUGCAUCAGUUGACUUCAUUUUAAAUUUGUGUAGCAGGAAUCCAAGUUACGGAAGCAUACCUGAGAUUGAUGGUGAAGAUGUCCGGCAGUUCAUUGCUGGUCUUGCUGACAACAUUGGGCUUGAGAGCAUACGUGCUGCUCGAAUUGUGUCUGCUGGUGUUGCUGCACGCACUCAUUCGUGUUUCUUACAGGCUUGGCCGGAAAUGGAGAUGGUAGCGGAGGGACUAGGAAAGCACUUAAAGGUCGAGCAGAGGGAACUUCUGAUGGACAUGUUCUGCGUGGCUUGCAGCAGUAAAGAGAGCCAUAAAAGUGCAGCAGAUGCUCUCGGCUUGACGCUCUCAUCUGAAGUAUCUGAAAUUGGGCGGCUUCAGGAAGACAGCAGCAGAAGUCCGGUAGAAAGCUGAUCGCAGGCAGGCAGAUUCAUUAACCCAUUAGAUCAAGAAGGCAAAAAUAGAAGACAAAGACCUUUUAGGCUGUUGUAUAUGUAUAAGCUAUUGCCUUCCCUGCCAAAUGACAGCUUAGAAUUUGUACAAUUUUCCUUAAACUUACGAAUAAUCCUCGUUAAGUUAAUCAUUCAUGAUAAUAAUGUAAUAACAAUAGUGCUAGUAGUAUACACACUGCAAGUCCAGUGGCUGCAGCCUUCUCUCCAGACCUCAGUUGUUCCUCUAAGCUCAGCUGGUAGCAAUGGAGCAGGAUACGAGAUUCGUCGUCCAAGCAACAGAAGGGGCGGGGCCUCUGUUUACUUUGGCUUUCUGCUGUAUAUAUUCUUGGUCAGAGGCACAGCAUAAUGUUCCAAACUCUGAGCAACUUCUCCUACAGGCUAUAGCUACAUAGCGAUGAACUCUGCAUGCUCCCCGUUGGCAUCUGCUUCACAAUCGUGUAUAUGGGUUUACAGAGUUGGCAUAUUUGGGCUUCACAUGAACCAAAGCCCAAAACUAGCGCAGGCCCAACUUCAACUGGGCUCCUCUAAUUUCCCCUCGCCGUCGCCGGUCUCCACUGUCCAUUCCAAAACGAAAGCUUCCCAGGUUUUCAACCGCUCUCUCGCCGCCAGAAUCGAAGUUGCCACGGUGCUCCCCUCGAUUGCUUCGGAAUGGAAGGAUUAAGCGUGGUUGCGGCCAAUUUGAAAGUCUUCCUCCAGCCUUCGCAGAGCAAUAAUCUCUCUCUAGCUAUCUUCCGCGAGCUCAGCGCGUUGCUCUUCAAGUACCAUGAUGAAUUCGACGGUGUUUUAUUAGCUUAUAAUGUUCAUGCUCCGGAGAAUAAGGGGCGAAUCCUUCCUGGUGUUCAUCCGUUCAUUGCUGUGAGGCUUGAAGCUAAAUUGCUUGUCUUUUCGCCUAAGCCAGACAUGCUUUUAGAAGGGAAGGUGGUGAAAGUGACUGAGGAGUCUAUUCAUGUGAUUGUUCUCGGUUUCUCGUCGGCUGUAAUAACAGAUGAGGACAUCCGCAAUGAGUUCAAAUACAAGACGAAACACGGCCAGGGUUUGUAUGUCAACAGAUCUAACAGGAAGCAUGUGAUUAAGGCUGGAACUAUGAUUCGUUUUAUUGUCAAGAGUAUGAAUGAAGAGACACUCCACAUCUAUGGAUCAUUGAUCCCUGCCAACACUGGAAGCAUCAAGAUAUUGGAGAACUCAUCAGAGUACACCAACACAGAAAGUGUCACAAUCAACAGCACUCCCAACAAAAGGAGAAGAAAAGAAGAAGUGGUGCAGAUGACCGAGCAUGGCGGCUUUGUCAAGGAUGCUCCUUCGCAUAACAAUUAUGAUCGUGAAAUUAAGAAGUCCCAAAGAAUCUGACCACCCAUCGAAAUUCGGAUUAGUGAAAUGUUGUAGUUUACCUUGUUAUUGGUGAUUGACUGCGUAUAAAUGACUGCUUAUGCGCUUUCAAGAUACGAAAUAUUGGUUUUGCUAACAAAUUGAGGUUUCAAUUCCUAUACUCAUUUGAUUGAUGGAAUGGAGCUUGAUUAAGGCCCUGUUCAAGUUGUUUGUAUCCUGAUCUAGAUAUACUCAGCUUAGUUGUCAAACCAAUCAUUCCCUA